Molecule: messenger RNA, 1155 nt
Organism: Saccharomyces kudriavzevii IFO 1802
Lineage: Eukaryota; Fungi; Ascomycota; Saccharomycetes; Saccharomycetales; Saccharomycetaceae
Gene: NPY1
Product: NAD(+) diphosphatase
Exons: 1
Coding region: 1-1155 (384 amino acids)
Biological process (GO): NAD+ catabolic process; NADP+ catabolic process
Cellular component (GO): cytosol
Molecular function (GO): NADH pyrophosphatase activity; metal ion binding
Source: RefSeq, a predicted model, not a curated record
AUGUCUACUGCUGCAUCUUUUUUUGGUCAGAACGUCUUGAACAGAGUUUCUUUCUUACGAUGCUCGAAAGAAUUCGUCAAGAAAUCGCUUAACCACGAAUCCACCAUUUUCAUCCCAUUCAUUGAAGGAGAAGCCCUCAUUACACCUGAGAGCGGUGAUUUGGUCCAAUUGUCCAGAUCUACGAAGUCGUGUAAGAACAUUCUCUCAAAAAUCAUUCCUUUGUACACUACUCUUUUGGACACAACUCCGUCCAGAAGCGAUGAGUCAGGUAUCAAUUUAACGUUUCUAGGACUUUUAGAGGACACCGAUUCCACAUUCAAUUUUGAAUGGUCCAAUAUUUUCUAUAAGGGAACACCAUACUUUGGCUUAGAUAUUCGUGUUACUCGGGACACACUAUUCAAACAGGCUGACUUUGCACCAAUCUUUUCCUACCCGAAGAUGACCAGAGAUCACAUCUUCAAACAAACAAAUACGGAGGCUUCUUUAUAUUCGCAAGGUAGGAUGUAUUUAGAUUGGCUAGCCAAGUAUAAAUUUUGUCCCGGUUGUGGGUCCAAAUUAUUCCCAGUAGACGCAGGCACCAAACUCCAGUGUUCCAAUGAAAAUAAAACCGUCCCCUGCAACGUGAGAGAUGCACGUGUUAAUAAUGUAUGUUUCCCAAGAACUGAUCCAACAGUUAUCAUAGUUAUGACCAACUCAGACUAUUCUAAAUGUUGUCUCGCAAGAUCUAAGAAAAGGCAUGGCGAUUUUGUAUUGUACUCAACAAUUGCAGGGUUUAUGGAGCCUUCUGAGACCAUUGAGGAGGCGUGUACCAGGGAAAUAUGGGAGGAAACAGGCAUAGCAUGCAAGAAUAUCAACAUAGUCCGCUCACAGCCUUGGCCCUACCCUUGUAGUUUGAUGAUCGGUUGCCUAGGUAUUGUCGAAUUUAAUUCUAAAAAUGAGGUCAUCAAUCUAAAUCAUGACGAUGAACUAUUGGAUGCUCAAUGGUUUGAUACGACUGAAAUCAUUCGAGCAUUGGAUAAAUACACCGGUGGAUUUCGGGUUCCAUUCAAAAACGACUUGAAUUUGCCCGGAAGCACCACCAUUGCCUUUCAAUUAAUCAAACACGUCUGCGAGAACUAUAAAAGGCUAUGCAAAGUCUCACCAAGCCAUUUAUAA